Molecule: messenger RNA, 2748 nt
Organism: Hyaloscypha bicolor E
Lineage: Eukaryota; Fungi; Ascomycota; Leotiomycetes; Helotiales; Hyaloscyphaceae
Exons: 4
Coding region: 127-2385 (752 amino acids)
Molecular function (GO): protein binding
Source: RefSeq, a predicted model, not a curated record
GGUGACCACUUUCGCUAUAUUUACAUUCUAUCUCUCCGUGCACAUUUGUGACUGUCCGUCGCAGGAGAACUCCAUUUUCCGAAUCGUCAAGUAGGGAUCAUCUUUUCAUCUAUCCAAGGAGAUAAAAUGCCAUUUCAGAACACCGCUCCCACAGCCUCGUCCCUCACGUGCGACAUUCAGUAUGAGGCAGCCAUGCUUUCCCUCCCCUCAAGAACAAUAAUGCCAGCGAAAAAGGACUGGGAUGAUCUCAAACCAACUAUUCGAGAACUAUACCUGGGUCAAGGACAAACACUGCAACAACUCGCCAAAUACCUGGAGGAACGCCAUGGCUUCAAACCAACGAAGAAACAACUCACGUACCACAUUUCUGGGUGGGGAUUUGAGAAGAAUGUCAAGAAGGGUGAACGGCGAGCACUUAUCGAACGUCUUGGUGCUCAAAUCGGAACGUCAGAUAUUGCUUCGGAAGUGCAUCGGGGCCGAAAGCUUGACAGGACGAAGCUGAAGCGAUGGAUAAGGCUAGAAAAUAGUGUGUCAAACGGUUCUCUAGUGAGAGGUAAACAGGUUACGGAUCCUCCAGCUACUCCUAGAGACAUACGAAUGCCCACUCUGGAGCAAACUCCACCGCACGACGAAAAAUGCGAGGCUUUUCCACAUGCCAAGGAAUCUGAAAAUGAAUCAUUUUGUUCUAUGGACAAUGCAUCUUACUGGAACUCUGUGGAUAUCGUCGGAUCCCCUCGGCUGACUAAAUUGAUCGGGGCGUUAACAAUUGAAGAGUGCAAUAUCCCUGCUUUGAACUUGGAUAUCGACAUGCCAAAAGUGGAGGACAUCUUGAAGAAGGAUUUACUUGACCUUUGCAAGAGAGUUGACUCUGCUAAAGAAGAGAGUAAUGCACCCACAACCAAACCAUGGUCCACAACGUUCUCAGUUCUGCAGAAACCUUCUCACAUGUUCGAGAAACGCACACAGCACAUCUGGCAGUACGAGCUAUACCCAUUCCCCAACCAAUCUUCGCCAAGCCACGCCAGUAAAGCCCUAUGCUCUUGCAUCUCUGUUCAGCCUAGGAUGUCGGAGAUAGAGUGCAAAAGGAAACUCGGGAAUCUAAACAAUAUGACAGACGCCGAAGUAAUCCAUCUUGUACACCUCAUGCAAGCCGAAUCAUACCGCCUGUUAUAUUCUCAUAAUAUAGGUGGUGCAGAGACUUGGCUCCGCCGUGUUAUUACAGCGAAACAGAAAGUAAAAUGGUACAAACCACAACAAACUUUACAAGACUGUUUGCUAGUAAUUCAAUACGUGCUACAGCAAGAUCGAUAUAAAGAAGCUCAACAACUUCACAAGGACUUUCAUAUCAAGGUGGAACGACUGUUGGGUGCUGACCACGAUAUAUGUAUCAAUUCAAGAGACCUAAUGUCUGGGAUACUUCGAGGCCUCGGUUUUCCGGCGGAAUCGGGGAGCAUUCAGAGAGAAGUGCUCCAAUCACGACUUGUUACUCAUGGCACACGGCAUCCAGACACAAUUCGUGCUAUGCAUAAUUUAGCAUUUUAUUUAAAACCGUCCGAGAAACAUCAAAAGGCGGCUCAACACCUUAUGGAGACCGUAGUACGCUUCAAGCUCGAGACCAUAGAUCUUACAUGCGAUAAUGGAAUCAGUAGUCUGAAUACUAUCCAAAGCAUUGCUCUACUUGCUGGGUUUUUUAAUGAUGGUGGGCGUCAUGACGAAAGCGAGAAUCUAUGGAACUACACCCAGAAAUCGCUAGGAAAUACAACAAAAAUUGCGGCUGUGCAAACCUUCGACUAUCACAUGAGAAGAGCUCACGGCUAUAGGCUCCAGAAGCGAUUCGACGAGAGCGAAAAAAUACUUCGCGAUCUCUUGGAACAACAUGAGAAAGCCAUGCCUCUUAGCUUGGUGCUAGAGGUGAUCGGCGAACUUACAGAAGUGUUAAUGGAAACAAGUCGCCAACGUGAAGCAGAAGAUUGGCUCAAAAGAGAAUAUUUACUCUGCGUGAAGAUAUAUGGGCCAGCACAUCCAUUCACUGUGUCAUACUGCUCGAUGGUUGGAAAAUGCUUGUGGGAGCAGCGGCGACACCAUGAGGCGAGACGAUUCUUCGGGAAUGUGAUUGAAAUUCUAGCGUCAAGUGAUGAUUACAAUGAAUCUCACGCUGCUUGCAUCCGAUGGGUCGACAGUUGUAAAUUGAAAGCAGAAGAGAUGGUAAAGAUGGAGGAUUCGAUGGAAAUAUGUUCGGGAUCAGAUGCUUCUGAGGAAGAGUGGCGGGACACUGAUGAGGAUGAUGAGGAUGAUGAGGAUGAUGAGGAUGAUGAGGAUGAUGAGGAUGAUGAGGAUGAUGAGGAUGAUGAGGAUAUUAACUUUGACCAGUUUUGUGACUUAUGAACUUUGAUGAUGCUACGAUAACAUUGUUGGAAAGAGCGGGGUAAUGAGUUGGGAGAAGUUGAGAGGGAAGGCUGCGAAGGCAGGAUGGGGUUAGACGAAGGACUGAGCAAGGAAGCGAAGAUUGGGGAGGGUAUGGGUUUGAUUGGGGCUGGAGCAAGAUUGGUUAAGGUAGAGAAGGGAUGCUUCCUAGAGUGAAUUUUGAGGUUAUUUCUUAUCCACUCUCCUCUGUACUGCUUACCAGUGUAUCACCUCUGUCAACGCUACUGUUUAUCUAGGGGGUGAUAGUAUGGCUCUUUGACAAGUUGACGGAAACUUUGUUGGAACGAGACAGUAUAACAUUUUAGUUCAAUAAACUAAUUCGUA